AUGGAUGCAAGUGACAAGAAAGGGUGGACUACUACCGAGUGCCUCAUACUGGCGCAAUCUGUAUAUCAACAAGCUGGCAAUGACAAGUGGGCUGCCGUAUCAAAGCAACUGAAGGCUCAUUCCUGCACAUCAAAACCGCCAGACUACUUUACUCCUUCUGCUUGCUCAACCCAAUUCACUGCUCUGGCUGCUCUUGAUCAGUCUGCCAAUGAAGCUGAAGGUGAAAUCGCUGCAAGACUCGCCAGACGAUUCCACAUUGAAAGAAUAACAGAGCUCAAAGCUGAAUUGGCUAAAGACGAUGAGACAUUCAGGCAACUCGUUCAAGAGAUUCUUGAUAUACGGGAUGGCAAACUGGAUGAAAAACUCACAAAGGAAAUGGAAGAACGUAAAGCUGCCGAGCGUACUAGCUCUUCUGAUGGGAAGCACGUCGAUACGCAAGUCAACGAUACCAAACGAGAGAGCGAUUCAAAGACAACUGCCAUGGAGGUGGACUCGCCCACACGUGAAGUCGAGACAAAAGAUGCCAAGAAGGAAGAUGAAGUUAUGACUGAUGGGUAUACAUCAGGCAUCGAAAGCGUUGACGGCUCAACCUCACGACCCCGCAAAGGCUCAAUCUCAUCAACAACCAAAGAAGAUCCCCAAAAACGAAAUUUCCGCAAAAUAUGUAUGGCUGUAUGGGACAAGAUUGCCGAUCAUCGUUUUGGAAAUGUAUUCAAAGCCAAUCGUGAUGAUCAACUGCCUGGCUACUCGGAUGAUAUAAAACGACCAAUGAGUCUCAUGACAAUCAAACAAAGGAUACGGGAAGGAGAGAUUACAAGUCCUGAUGAGCUACAUCGUGAUUUAUUGCUCAUGCUGGUUAAUAUCAUCAUGUACAAUAAGGAAGGGUCUGAUGUUUAUGAUAUGGCUUUGGAAUUCAAGAAAUUCAUUGACGCAGAACUAUCUCAGCUACGAAUAACAUAUCAACGAGCUCGUACAUAA
Molecule: messenger RNA, 978 nt
Organism: Synchytrium microbalum
Lineage: Eukaryota; Fungi; Chytridiomycota; Chytridiomycetes; Synchytriales; Synchytriaceae
Exons: 9
Coding region: 1-978 (325 amino acids)
Cellular component (GO): NuA4 histone acetyltransferase complex
Molecular function (GO): protein binding
Source: RefSeq, a predicted model, not a curated record